AUGAGCAAACCAAAAAAUUACAUUUUCAAUAAUACUUUUCCUGAUUCUUAUAAAUUUGAAAAUGUAAAUGAACUGACUGAUAGUGAAACUGAAACACAACGUAUACAAGUAAGAUCUAAAAUUCAAUCGUUGAUUACGAAAUUUGAGGAAGAAAAUCGUGAAGAAACGGGAAAAGGCAGAUCCUGUUGGACAUAUUUUAAUGAAAUGAAUGAGAUUUUUGGAAACAGAGAAAAUGUCCGGCCUGAUUAUUUAUUAUCUAGUAUUAAUGUAGAUAAGUCUGAUAUUGAAAGUGAGGUAGACAGAACAAUUAACCAAUCCAAAAAAAUGGCAAUCGAAAUUGAACAAGAAAGGUUGAAUUUCGAAAAACAAAAACUUGAAAUUAAACAAAAUGAAAAGAAGUUAGAAAGAGAAGUCAUAUUAAAAAUAGAACAAGAAAAAUUAAAAUGGGAGAAAGAAAAGUUUGAAAAGGAACAAGAAUUCAAACUCAAAUUAGAAUUAGAAAGAAUGAAUAAGGAAUUUGAGUUAAAAAUCAUAGAUUAUUUAUGGAAAUCACGUCUUAUAUCUUAUCCGAUGAAUUUUGGAUCACUGAGCAAAAAAAACGGAUAUAUCUUGGCUGAUACUCAAGAAGAAGAACUAUUUAAAUUACCUGAUUAUGAUGUAGACUUUACUUUAAAAGAAUCGAUUAAUGAUAAACUCCCUGCUUACGAUGAAAAUGAGGAAAUCUUAAUAAUAAUAAUAAGAUUCAAAGACGUCGCCUUCGAUGACUUAAAUAAUUCUGGAAACAAUCAUGAUGAAGAUUAUGAAGACAUGAUUCAACAAUAUUAUGAAAAUGAUAUUCACAAGAUUUUGAUGAGAUUGAGGAACUGUUAUCAAGGAUCUUAUAAUCAUGCUUAA
Messenger RNA from Funneliformis geosporum, 894 nucleotides. The record is from the annotation of a GenBank genome assembly. NCBI's taxonomy places the organism in Eukaryota, Fungi, Glomeromycota, Glomeromycetes, Glomerales, Glomeraceae.